Penaeus indicus is the source of this 1174-nucleotide messenger RNA. RefSeq lists its product as uncharacterized. NCBI's taxonomy places the organism in Eukaryota, Metazoa, Arthropoda, Malacostraca, Decapoda, Penaeidae. The record is from RefSeq and is a predicted model, not a curated record. Gene Ontology annotation, cellular component: Fanconi anaemia nuclear complex. Gene Ontology annotation, biological process: interstrand cross-link repair. The transcript is spliced from 4 exons. Bases 71 to 1084 code for a protein of 337 amino acids.
GAUAAUCAGCACAAAACAACUACCGAGUGCGCCUGCCAUUACCAAGGUGUUGUCAUUUGCUGGAAACAAGAUGAUUGAACCAUACAAAAUUGCAGAGGAGAAUACAGCGGCAUACACACAAUUAUGCCAAAAAUUUCUCCAAAGCAAAGGCCUGUUUCAGUGCCAACACAGAGAUUGGAUGUCAGAGGUCGACCUGGAAGGGAACCCCAAUGAAAGCGAGGAGAUGGAAGAGACAGAGGAAAGGGAAGAUAAGAAAGUAGACAAGAAAACGUUAACCCACACACCCAAAAAGCUAAAGAUUGAGAGCAAACCGUCCUUUUCCUCAGAAGCCGAUCCUGACCUAAACGAAACCAUUACAUCCGGCACAAUGGACUUCAAAUCUCUGCAGAAAAAGGUUGUGGCUAAUAUCAACACCUCGGCCAAAUUAGACUUUGACGCACUGCAGUCCAUUGACCCCAAGACAGUGUGUGAAAGCGGUGUUCCGUCUCCCGCAGAUGAGGUUCUGGUGCAAGUUUGCAAGAAGUGCGAGAAGCUGGGCGAUAAUGUUGUGAAGACUGUUUGCACCCUUCUUAUAUUGCCUAAGCUGUAUCAACUAAAGAGCAAACUGGCGACAUCAACCUGUGAUGCAAUGACAGACUUCAUGAGAUGGCAUCCCUCUACAACCUUGACGCAGGCUCUCGUUCCUCUUUUGCAACAUUGCCCCGACAUGCAAGAGCAACACAGGGAUGCCAUAGCUCAGUUAAUACAAAAAUGUUCGCCAUCUUUAGUUACGCAGCUGUUAAGUGCAAUAUCAACCAGAGAGAGCAGCACCAGUGACAUUGAGGUCCAAAUCUUCCAGCUGCUGUGUGAAAGGGCCAAUCACCAAGCCCAGGCAACUCAUGAGGCCACCCUCACAUACCUGGGCAAGGCUUCUGAGACACACAAGAAGUCAAUAAAGUUUGGACACUGUCUGCUCUUCGUGGUCAAGAAGAUGGGGGCUGUUAUGCAAGAUCGGGAGGGCUUGCAACACAUAGUGAACAACCACAGCUCAAGUUUGAAAAAGGCAAUUGAAGUGCAGCUUAAAAAGAUUGAUAGAAAUAGAUGAUGUGCGUAAUAACUUAAUAUUUAAUAAUACUAAUAUCAUGUAUUGUUAUUAUGAUUUGUCUGGAUGUGUCUGUGGAAAAGUAAGAAUAAA